This is a messenger RNA of Geodia barretti, 822 nucleotides long. The record is from the annotation of a GenBank genome assembly. Lineage: Eukaryota; Metazoa; Porifera; Demospongiae; Tetractinellida; Geodiidae.
CUGGCGCUGCAGGGCGACGUCCGUGAACAUCUCCAUGCCCUUGCCGCCAUAGAUGAGCCCGCCAGGCCGGUGCGCACCGCGACGCAGCUCGAAGCGGUCGACGCGCUGAUCAUUCCCGGUGGCGAGAGCACCACGAUCAUCAACCUGCUGCAUGCCUUCGAGCUGACGGAUCGGCUGACGGAACGCCUGGCCGGCGGCAUGCCCGUGUGGGGAACCUGCGCCGGCAUGAUCGUGCUGGCUCAGGAGGUGCUCGAUCCGCGCCCGGAACCGUUGCGGCUGCUCGACAUCUCCGUGCGGCGCAACGCGUACGGCCGUCAGGUCGCGAGCUUCGAGGCACAUCUGGAUGUCGAGGAGCUGGGCGCUCCGCCGUUCUGCGGUGUCUUCAUCCGGGCUCCGGCGGUGGAGCGGGUGGGCCUCGGGGUACAGGUGUUGGCUGCCUUGCCCGACGGGCGGCCUGUGGCCGUGCGCCGGGGCAGCAUGCUGGCGACCUCGUUCCAUCCCGAGCUCACCGGCGAUCAUCGCUUUCAUCGCUACUUCUGCGCAUUCCGCCGGGACUGCGAACGUCCGGCGAGCCGGGCGGCGCAGGGAGGCCGUGCGCCGCAGACGCCGUCCCGGAAUCCGGGGACGGCCGGCCGAGAGCCGGCUACGCUGAGGGGCCUGCAUGGUCGACGCGGACUCGUCGGCGUCCGAGCGGGAGCGGGUUCGGCGGAUCCGCGACAACUACGACGCGGCACGGGAGCGUGCGGUACGGGCCGCCGCCCGCGCCGGGCGGCGGCCCGACUCCGUGCGGAUGAUGGCGGUGACCAAGAACUUUCCGCGUGA